AUGGCUUCUACAAGUCGCGGGCGACUAUUCACAUCGCCCAUUUUAUCAAUUGUCGUCCUUCCUUUUCUGGUCCUACUCGCCUUAUUCUCAACCCCAGUGUCAGCAGCUGGCUCAGCUGUUCUCGGACUCGAUGUCGGAACGGAAUACUUCAAGGCCACACUAGUAAAACCGGGGAUACCACUGGAAAUUGUCCUAAGCAAAGACUCGAAGCGCAAGGAAUCCGCAGCAAUUGCGUUCAAACCGACGAGAGAUAGCAAGGCACCUUUCCCCGAACGUUUCUACGGUGGUAACGCGCUGGCCCUGGCGGCUCGGUUCCCGGACGAUGUAUACAUCAACCUCAAGACUCUUCUGGGCGUUCCAUUCGACGAGGGAAAGAACGAGGCUGUCAAGGAGUACUGGAGCCGGUAUCCAGCUUUGAAGCUUGAAGCUGCCCCCGGUGAGCGUGGCUCAGUCGCAUUGCGCAGCAACCGUCUAGGCGAAGAGCAGAGAAAGACCGCUUUCCUUGUAGAGGAAAUUUUGGCAAUGCAAUUGAAGGAAGUCAAGUCCAACGCUGAUGCGCUUGCUGGCAAGGGCUCUGAUGUUCGCGAUGUGGUCAUCACCUACCCUGCUUUCUACACUGCGGAAGAGAAGAAGAGUCUUUCACUCGCAGCCGAAUUGGCAGGCUUGAAAGUUCAGGCUCUGGUCAGCGAUGGACUGGCCGUUGGAUUAAAUUAUGCAACCAGCCGCAAGUUUCCUAGCGUUUCCGAUGGCGAGAAGCCGGAGUACCACAUCGUCUUCGACAUGGGUGCGGGCUCCACGACCGCCAGUGUGCUCCGCUUCCAGAGCCGUAAGGUCAAGGACGUUGGAAAGCUUAACAAGACCGUUCAAGAGAUUCAUGUUCUGGGAAGCGGAUGGGACAAGACUUUGGGCGGUGAUUCGCUCAACGACCUGAUCGUCAAUGACAUGAUCUCAAAAUUGGCCGAUCAUCAGAAACUCAAGGACAAGGUGACCCCAGGCCAGAUCAAGUCUCACGGAAAGACUAUGGCCCGGCUUUGGAAGGACGCCGAGAAGGUUCGACAGGUGCUGAGUGCCAACACCGAGACUUCCACCAGCUUCGAGGGCCUUUACGACGAAGAGGUCAAUUUCAAAUACAAACUCACUCGCGCCGCGUUUGAGGAAAUGGCCGCUGGCCACAUUGCCCGUGUUGGCGGCCCUCUUGAACAAGCCCUCGCUGCUGCUGGAUUGACGCUCAACGAAAUUGACUCGGUGGUUCUCCACGGCGGAGCAAUUCGGACGCCAUUCGUGCAAAAGGAACUGGAAAAGGUCUGCGGGUCUGCCAGCAAGCUGCGCACCAAUGUUAACGCAGACGAGGCUGCGGUCUUUGGUGCGGCCUUCAAGGGCGCGGCCCUCAGUCCCAGCUUCCGUGUGAAGGAUAUCCGAGCCAGCGACGCAGCUGGUUAUCCCAUCGUUCUCAAGUGGAACGCAGAUGGAAAAGAGCGGAGCCAGAAGCUUUUCACGGCGGUCUCGCAGGUUGGCCCAGAAAAGCAAGUGACUGUGAAGAACCUUGAGGAUAUGGAAUUGAGCUUCUAUCAACAAGUUGGGGAGCAGAAUCUGCCCGUCCUUGAUGUCAAGACCCAAAAUCUCACUGUAUCGGUGAACAAGUUGAAGGAAACCUUUGGAUGUACCCCUGCCAAUAUCACCACCAAGUUCAAUAUUCGUUUGAGCCCGGUCAGUGGCCUCCCUGAGGUGACUAGUGGAAACGUCAGCUGCGAGGUUGAGGUGGAGAAGAAGGGUAGCGUCGUCGAAGAUGUCAAGGGUUUCUUUGGUCUCGGUUCUAAGAAGGGCGAGCAAGAGCCACUCGCAGAUAGCGAGGCCAGCGAAUCGAUCACUUUGGAAACCGAGGCCGAAACCUCUACCACUACUUCCAGCGGCUCUUCUUCGGCGACGAGUGUCAAGGAGGCCGUCAAGCCGACUACUCAGAUCAAGCUGGAGAUUAUUCCUCUUAGUCUGACCUCCGACAAUCUUGGAGCCCAGGCUCCCUCUGUCAUCGAAAUGGCUCGCAUCAAGGGUCGUCUGGCCGCGUUCGACGCUUCCGACCGUGAUCGUGUGCUGCGCGAGGAGGCCCUCAAUGAGCUCGAAUCUUUCAUCUAUCGCAGCCGUGAUCUCGUUGAUAACGAAGACUUCCUGGGCGUGUUGAAAGAAGACCAAGUAUCCCUCCUUCAGGACAAGAUCGCCAAGUCAAGCGAUUGGCUCUAUGAGGAUAGCGACAAUGCCCAGACGGCUGAUUUCCAAUCGAAGCUCAAGGAUCUCAAGGCCAUUGUCAAUCCUGCUUUGAAACGCAUGAAGGAAAAGUCCACUCGUCCCGCUCGAAUCCAGCUUCUCCAGGACAUGUUGAAGAAUGCCGAAUCCAUGAAGCAGAUGAUUGAGAACCAGAUUGCGACCGAUGAGCAGUCUUACUCCUCGUCGCUCUCAGCAUCCAGCACUUCUGCCACGGAGACCAGCUCGGAGUCAACCCCGUCUCCCUCCAGUAGCGCAGAUCCGUUGGACGAGCUGGAUGAUGACUUGAACUCGUCGGCGACCUCUUCUUCCUCCUCUUCCAAGACCAGCACAAAGUCCUCUGUUAGCGCUGUACCCACGGGACCCAAGUAUACUCUUUUCAACCCCAUGGACCUGGUGGCUCUCAACGCCAUUUUCGAAACGACCAAGCCUUGGCUGGAGACUCAGCUUGAGGCGCAGGAGAAGUUGACCGAUUCCGAUGAUCCCGCGCUGACCGUGGCUGAGAUUGACUCUCGGCUGCGGGAAUUCGAGCGUGUGCUCAAUCGCAUGUACGAACGCAUGACGGCUGCUGCUGGUCGUGAGGCCAAGAAAGAGAAGGCUAAGGAGAACGGCCAGCAAACUAAGAAGAAGGCGUCUUCCGAAAAGUCCAAGAACAAAGAUAAGAAAGCGAAGGAGGAUCAAAAGAAGCAGAAGCAGAAGCUCAAGGAUGAGGCGAAGGAUGAGCUGUGA
Messenger RNA from Penicillium diatomitis, 2985 nucleotides. Its product is annotated as Hsp70 family protein. Bases 1 to 2985 code for a protein of 994 amino acids. The transcript has a single exon. Gene Ontology annotation, biological process: cellular response to hypoxia; negative regulation of hypoxia-induced intrinsic apoptotic signaling pathway; endoplasmic reticulum unfolded protein response. Gene Ontology annotation, cellular component: endoplasmic reticulum chaperone complex. The record is from RefSeq and is a predicted model, not a curated record. Gene Ontology annotation, molecular function: ATP binding; ATP-dependent protein folding chaperone. Lineage: Eukaryota; Fungi; Ascomycota; Eurotiomycetes; Eurotiales; Aspergillaceae.